This is a messenger RNA of Elaeis guineensis (African oil palm), 2228 nucleotides long. Its product is annotated as protein WVD2-like 7. NCBI's taxonomy places the organism in Eukaryota, Viridiplantae, Streptophyta, Magnoliopsida, Arecales, Arecaceae. The record is from RefSeq and is a predicted model, not a curated record.
AAGCCAAGUACUGUAACGGAAGCCACAAAAAGAAGCUUUUCAUAUAGUCUCCAAUCUUCUCUUUAAUCUCUACACUCCUACUGGAUCUAUCUCUUGGAGCCAUUUCGGAGAAGAGGAGAGAAGUUUGGGGAGGUGAAGCCAUCUUGUCUCAUUUCUUCUGCCAGGAAAUGGGAGACUCUUCUUGUCUUUUGCAGGACUAUUCUCAUGCUCCUGAAGCCUCCAAUCAGGACAGAGAUCAGGUGAAUUUAGCUUCAGCACUAGGGGGAUCGAUCUCUUUCGGGAAAUACUUGUCGGAGUCCUUGGACUGGGGAAAGUGGUCAUCCUUCUCUCACAAUAGAUACUUGGAAGAGGUCGAGAAGUACUCGAAACCGGGCUCGGUUGCUCAGAAGAAGGCUUACUUUGAAGCUCAUUACAAGAACAUGGCUGCUCGCAAAUCAGUCUCUGUUCUGGAGCAUGAGAAUGCCAUCACAACUACUGCCCAUGAAAGAGAAGCCAAUGACGGAUUCAGCAACGAUGAAAGCCACAUCGACUCUUCCGAUCCAGAAGUCGGAUCAAAAGAAGUUAGGGACAUCAUGACUACCUCCGAAGCACAGGAAAUUGCGACGGCGGCUGUCGAUGCUGGUAGCUCUAGCUCAGGUGGAGAAAACCAUGUGGCAGGAACCGGACAGGUGGAAAAAGCUGGUCAAAUAUUAGAAGAUGAGAUUCUGAAGGGGUCCUGUUCACAAAUUGAAUCCUCAGAUAUUGUUGAAGAUGUCGAAAACCAGAACAAAGUUUCGGUGAUCGAGCCCGAUACAAGCAGUCCUUCUGAGAAGCAACCACUAAAGGAAAGUUUUGUCACUAAUAAGGACAGUGUGGACUCAGUUGAAAUGAAAUCAAGAGGUCUAGUUUCGAAAUCAUCAAUUCGUAGAUCAUCCAGGCUCCCUCCUUCCCCUGCAACCAAGCUUCCAUUUUCCCCGGCAAGAACAACGCCAUCUAUUCAUCGAAUUAAAGAAAACAAUACCACUCCAAGCAGUGCUAGGAAACGUGGCAUGGGUUCGACAGAGACAAAGAAAUCAACUCCAAAAUCAUUGCAUAUGUCAAUCAAUAUAAUCCAAUAUCAAGGUGGAGCAACUACUACUUCGGAAAGUAGGUGCCUGUCGAUGCUUGAGAAGGUUGCGAACCCGAAAGCUGCUGGUGUUAUACCAAAAGCAUCUCAUGAAUGCUCACAUCAUUUUAGAACACCAACAAAGGCAUCUUCAAAUGGAGUGACAAAAUUGGUUUCUCUAACUCCUCUAUCGGAACAUGGAAGGACCAAAACACCACCAGAACAAUCAUCUUUUAAGAAGAAAAUAGCAGAUUUAAAGUUGCAAACACUCUCUCUCGAUUAUCCAAAAUCUUCAAGUAUUAAAGGACACAGACAAUGUAGCCCACUUGCGUCUUCUUUUAGCUUCAAAACUCAGCAAAGAGCAGAAAAGCGGAAGGAGCUUUUUCAUAAUUUGGAGGACAAAUUUGACAAAAAGGGGGCAAAGAAACUGCAACUUCAAGAAACAUCCAAGGAAAAAGCUGAAAGUGAAUCAAGAAAAUUACGACAAAGUCUGUGCUUCAAGGCCAGGCCGUUGCCAGAAUUCUAUCGCAAUAUUGAACCACCAAAAAUAGAGAAGAGAAAGGAAAAUGAUGAAAAUGAAUUGAAAAAAUUACACCAGAGCCUUUGCUUUAAAGCCAGACCAUUGCCAGAUUUCUACCACAAUAUUAAACCAACAAAAUUUGACAUUAAAAAGAUACAAUUGGCACAACACCAAUCGCCCAAACAUAGAAGGACAAGCAAUUCGAAAGCAGAUUCCGAGCUCAGCAAUGUGCCUCCUUCGAAACCUUCCUUCAGGAGCAAUAGAUCAAUCAGUAUAACAGAGAAGAAUGACCAUAGUGAAACACCAACCAAUUUGUAGUUCCACUACCAAACAACAUGACUAAGAGGCCACUGUCUUGCUAGAGUUUAAAACUUCAUGCGUUUCAGCAUUGUGUUCUGUAGGCUUUUGUGAAAAGAAUGUAUAUUUCAAAGGCUCAUUAUGAUCCCUGAUACAACUUAUUAGUCAUGUGAUUUAGUCCUUGACGUAGUCUCUUACUGUUCAAUUCUAGCUUGUUGUACUCUAGGCUUCAUUUUGCAUUGUUAGAACAAUGUGAAAAGUUUUCUUCAUGAAAUUGAAGUCUGUAAUUCCAUGUAUUUUAAUACAUACUAAAACAUGUUCUUUUUG